Messenger RNA from Dentiscutata heterogama, 167 nucleotides. Lineage: Eukaryota; Fungi; Glomeromycota; Glomeromycetes; Diversisporales; Gigasporaceae. The record is from the annotation of a GenBank genome assembly.
AUGAUGAAAGUGUCUACAAUUUAACUCAAGAUAAUGAAAAUGUCUACAAUUUAACUCAAGAUAAUGAAAGUAUCUAUGAUUUAACUCAAGAUAGUGAAAGUUCAUAUGAUCUAAGUCAAGAUAAUGAAAAUGUUUAUGAACCAACUCAAGACAGCGAUUUAAUUUAA